ACUAGGAUAUCUUACUUACCCGACUUACCCAAUUGUGGUUGACACUAGUGGAAUAAUCUGGUUCUGAAUUGUUCUGAAUACCGCAAAAAAUUGAGAUAAAUUUGAUAAAUGCGUUGAUAACUGUAGUUUUGUGUAUAACGUGUAAUUAUUUAUAAUUUAUUGAUCAUGUCAAAAAGUAACGUUCUUGAAGUCGAUGAGUAUGCAUUGUGGAGAAAUCUCUUACCGAAAAGUGAAGAGCAAAAAGAAUUUGAGGAGCUUCUAAAACUUUCAACUCCUUCUGAUUGUCCUUCCGUGAAAGUACGUCCAUUACCUGGCAUUUGCAUAAAAACUAGAACGGAAGAUGGUAAGAAAGUAUUCAUAAACUUGUGUCAGACAUCUGAGAUUCCUGAACCGAAAGAUAUAUCGGAAGACAUGUUAUUUCAAGAAAAAAAUCUGGAAGUUUCUGAUUAUGUGAUACCAAUGAGUAUUGGCCAGGAAAGAUUAGAAACUGAUAAAGAUGGGAAAAACUGUUCAACAUACGAUGUAGCUAUUAAUUCAAAUUACUUUCAAAAAUGCCAAAAGAAAAAGAUGUUCUUAGUGUUUACGAUAACAGCUGUGAUAGAGGCAAUAUCACAAAAGUAUAAUAAAACUCUGAAUGAAAAUUACAUUAUUCUUAAGAAUAGAAAGGUUAUGGGUAAUAUACAAGACCAUAGAAUCGAGAAACGAGAAGUUAGGAAACCCGAAGUAAAGAGGCCUUUAAUAGAAGAACUUCCAAGUGAUAAUAAGAAAUCUGAAAAGAAUAAUGAAGAUUUAGCAUCGUUAAGUUAUGUAAUCCUUCGAACCCCUAAGGAAGGAAAAGCAGAACAGUUAAUUGGCCGAUUUAAGAUUCACAACUCAGUUUCUCCAGAAGACAUCACCGUUUAUGUAGGUGAAGAUCGCAUAAUUGUUAAUGCUGAAAAAGUUGGAUAUUCGGUUGACAUCUUUGUUCCACACUCAAUUAUAUCAGAACAAGUCGUUGCAUUAAUGGAUAAGAAUAUUGGGAUUUUGCAAUUGAACAUGCCUACUCGAUGUUAAGCCUUUUAUUACUUAAGUAAAAUAGCAAUAAAUCGGAUUUUUGAUGUUUUCUAAA
Messenger RNA from Orussus abietinus, 1108 nucleotides. RefSeq names its product PIH1 domain-containing protein 1 (gene Pih1D1). Gene Ontology annotation, biological process: box C/D snoRNP assembly; rRNA processing. Lineage: Eukaryota; Metazoa; Arthropoda; Insecta; Hymenoptera; Orussidae. Bases 166 to 1053 code for a protein of 295 amino acids. The record is from RefSeq and is a predicted model, not a curated record. Gene Ontology annotation, cellular component: ribonucleoprotein complex; R2TP complex; cytoplasm. The transcript is spliced from 7 exons.